UCUAGACUCUGUUGAGGGUUCCAAAUCAACCAACGGCUCUUUUUGAAAUCCCAGAUUCCGAUAAAAGUUUCUCUCUUUUCUGGGACUAUUGUUUUCGUUGAAUCACUCUUUGAUUUGCGUAGUUGGGAGAAUUGAAUUGCGAGAGAAGUUCAGGGAUCUGGAUCUGGGUUUUUAUGGGUUUGUAGGUUUUGGCUAGUUAUAGUUGUGAGAAGGAGGGGUUGUUUGCGUCUGAUUCAAAGCAGUUCGAGGUGGAACGAAUUCCACAGAUUUGAAAGAAAACGAGAUUCUCCUUUUCCGAAGCAGGUCGGGGAAGCGAAGUUUCGUCGUCUUCUGUUUGUCUUUCUGUAUUAUUCAUAGGAGCAGUUGACAAGGCUUCGGUGAUGUGUAGUUUUUCUGGAAAGAUGCACCAAGAUCAGCCGAAGAAGGAUCUGAAGGAGAUCAACUUUUUCACCGAGUAUGGGGAUGCCAACAGAUACAAAAUUCUUGAAGUCGUAGGAAAGGGAAGCUAUGGAGUUGUAUGUGCAGCUAUUGACACACAUACUGGUGAAAAAGUCGCUAUAAAAAAAAUACAGGAUAUUUUUGAGCACACGUCUGAUGCUAUUCGGAUAUUGCGUGAAAUCAAAUUGCUCAGACUUUUAAGGCAUCCUGAUAUUGUUGAAAUUAAGCGCAUAAUGUUGCCACCCUCGAAGAGGGAAUUCAGGGAUAUAUUUGUUGUUUUUGAGCUCAUGGAAUCUGAUCUUCAUCAAGUCAUAAAAGCGAAUGAUGACUUGACCAGGGAACAUCACCAGUUCUUUCUCUAUCAGAUGUUACGCGCAUUGAAAUAUAUGCAUACAGCAAAUGUGUACCAUCGAGAUCUUAAACCGAAAAAUAUAUUAGCAAAUGCAAAUUGCAAGCUCAAAGUUUGUGACUUUGGACUAGCAAGAGUAGCAUUUAGUGAUACCCCAACAACUGUUUUUUGGACGGAUUAUGUUGCCACAAGAUGGUAUAGGGCUCCAGAACUCUGUGGAUCUUUCUUUUCUAAGUAUACUCCUGCAAUUGAUAUAUGGGGUACGGGGUGUAUCUUUGCUGAGGUAUUGACAGGGAAACCAUUGUUUCCUGGAAAGAGUGUUGUUCAUCAAUUAGAAUUGAUAACUGAUCUUCUUGGGAUUCCUUCAUCUGAGACCAUUGCUGGGGUUCGAAAUGACAAGGCCAGGAAAUAUCUUAGUGAAAUGAGGAAAAAACCACCAGUUCCAUUUGCUGAGAGAUUUCCUAAUGUAGAUCCUUUGGCACUCAGGUUGUUGAAAAGAUUACUAGCCUUCGAUCCAAAGGAUCGGCCAACUGCUGAGGAGGCAUUGGCUGAUCCAUACUUUAAGGGCUUGGCCAAAUUGGAGAGAGAACCUUCAUGUCAGCCAAUCUCCAAGUUGGAAUUUGAGUUUGAAAGGCGAAGGGUCACAAAGGAGGACAUUAGGGAACUAAUUUACAGGGAAAUACUAGAAUAUCACCCUCAGCUGCUCAAAGACUACAUGAAUGGAACUGAAGGCGCAAAUUUUCUCUAUCCCAGUGCCAUAGGUCAAUUCAGAAAGCAGUUUGCAUAUCUUGAAGAAGUUGGUGGCAGAAGUGUGCCAGUUAUUCCUCCGGAGAGGAAGCAUGUUUCCCUUCCUCGGUCUACUGUUCACUCAAGGAUAAUUCCUACUAAUGCACAUCUGAAUUCAUCUUCAUCCGAACGCCAGCAAGUUGCAGAAGAAGGUUCGAAAAAUCUCAUAGUAACUAGUUCUGUUGCUGGAAAUCCUUCAAAGGUUUUGCGUCCUCCCCCUGGAGUCCCAACAGCAAAACCAAGAAGAGUUGGUGGAUCAGUUUUGCCUUCUGAUAACGAUGCAACCAUGAAUGGUUCCUAUAGUCCAAGUAUUGUAUACAGAAGUGCUGUCCUUGCUCCGCAGACUGUCCAUCCACACUGUUACUUCAAGACCAACACUGCUAGUCAGGAGAAAUCUGGUUUUGAUGCUGGAACUAAUUCUAUGUUGGGAAAACCACAAAAUUCACAGUGCAAGAUGGCAGCAAAACCAGUUGCUACCACGGCUGUGGACAUGAACCCAAACCCAUAUCACCAACCACAAUCCAAGGCAGAUCAGUUAAAUGAUCGAAUUCCAAUCGAUGCUAAGCUUCUGCAGGCGCAAUCUCAGUUUGGUGCAGUUGGGGCUGCAGCAGUUGCUGUGGUUUCUCACCGGAAUUUGGGAGCUGUUCAACGUGGACAGUCUGAGAGGGCAUGUGUUAUUUAGUAGAAGUUAGGUGAACUAGUCAUUUUUUCACGGCAAGAAUUGGAGGGGGAGAUGGGCCGGGGAACUUGGUGCGUGUGUUGUCAGAAAUUUUUUUUAGGUUUGUCUAACUUUUCAGUUUCUAUGGAGUCCCUGUAAUUAAAUGAUGUUAGUACACUGAAUUGGCUGAAUAAAGAAGUGUGUUUUGUCA
This is a messenger RNA of Tripterygium wilfordii, 2442 nucleotides long. RefSeq names its product mitogen-activated protein kinase 19-like. Gene Ontology annotation, molecular function: MAP kinase activity; ATP binding. The transcript is spliced from 10 exons. Gene Ontology annotation, biological process: protein phosphorylation; intracellular signal transduction. The record is from RefSeq and is a predicted model, not a curated record. The coding region runs from base 381 to 2255 and encodes 624 amino acids. NCBI's taxonomy places the organism in Eukaryota, Viridiplantae, Streptophyta, Magnoliopsida, Celastrales, Celastraceae. Gene Ontology annotation, cellular component: cytoplasm; nucleus.